UUGUAAACAAUUCGAGUCAGUUUUUAGCAAACCAGCCGUAAAAUAGUGACCAUGAAUUGCAACUUUUUCACAUGUACAGUAUAAGACAGAAUAGAAUAAUAAUGGUCAAAAAGGCAAUGCAAGACCAAGUCAGUAUCGGCUUAUUUUGGCUGAAACUUUUAGUAAAAGUCCUUUGAAGCGCAGCAAUAUAAAAGCAGCCGUUUUUUAUAUUAAAGUCCCCACAUUGUAUAAUAUGUUAAUUGCCUGAUGACGGUAAGAUCCACUCUUUUGAAAAGUUAAACUGGAAACGACAAUUACCGAGGAAGUCCUUCGUCAAUCGACUGAGUAGAACUGUCUAAAUUAGCGCAUGCGCAAUUCAUCCUCAGCCUGCCUCGGUAAGGGUGUCGAUUCUCAAGCUGGAACAUUGGAGGAAAAAGAUACUGUAUUUUUACACACAAAACAGGCUCAAAGAAACGGAUGUGCUUCAGAAAACGCAACGGCUACCGCCCUCCAGAUCGUUUUAAUGCAAAAAUUGAGAGGUCCAAGGCCUGCGGGGGGAUGACAUGCAUGUGUCCAGGCAAUUAACAUCAUUGAGGAUUUUAAGACUAGUAGGCUGCCCUCCGUCAAGCCAUGAUGGACAUUCUGUACACAGGCCCUAUCCCGGCAGACCGCGAGUCUCCGAUGGCACGGAGCGAAACGUCCCCCAGCCGCGCCCAGCAUCCCUCCCCCACACAGAAACCCAACACCAGCUGCUUCUGCUGGUGCUGCUGCUGUAGCUGCUCAUGUCUCACUGUUAGGAGUGAAGAUGACAAGCGCGGGUGGAGGAAAGCCCAAGAGACCAAGCUGGAGCCCUUUCCAUGUGAAACUUGCACCAAACCAACCGUAGAAGAGAUUAAACAGUGGGCGCAGUCUUUUGAUAAGAUGAUGAAGAACCCGGCGGGACGGAACAAGUUCCGCGAGUUCCUGCAGACAGAGUACAGCGAGGAGAACAUGCUCUUCUGGCUGGCCUGUGAAGACCUGAAGAAAGAGAUGAACAAGAGCUGCAUCGAGGAGAAAGCGCGCUUGAUCUAUGAAGACUACAUCUCUAUUCUCUCACCCAAAGAGGUGAGUCUGGACUCUCGAGUGAGGGAAGUGAUCAACAAGAAGAUGCAGGAACCGACCCCUCACAUAUUUGAAGACGCACAGCUGCAGAUCUACACGCUCAUGCACAGAGACUCCUACCCACGAUUCCUCAACUCCUCCAUCUACAGAUCACUGGUGCAGGGAGGGUCACGCUCUUCGUCCGAGUCAUAGAAACCCUCUCACUCCCCACCUAACCCAUUACUCUCCAUUGCACAACCACUUGAGGAUAAAGUACUUUUUCGUGUCGUCAUGGUUGGAUUAUAAUUUUUGUUUAUUUUUUCUUUAGUUGUUUUUUUUUGGUCAGUGUUGCCAUUUUUGAGGGAACCCCUCGUUUUUUUCGCCGUUUCUUCUAAACCUGCACAGGCUCAAACUGGAACACAGGGUUGAAAAUGCAGUUUUGUAAGCUCUCCGUUCCUGUUCCAUCACUCCACGUAUGUGGCAGCAGCUACAUCAGCAUCCACUACUGAUUUUCGCAGCCAUCUUCUGACUUUUUGUUUCUGUUAUGUGUGCACACGUGUACAUGUCGUAAGUCUUUUAUCAUCUUCUGACGUCUCUGGAUGAUGAGAGCUGAAAGGGCCUCUGCAAUAACAUACACUGGAGUGGCCUGACCAGUCAGCUUCUCUCACCUCAGCCUUCACUUCACUGACCCGUCUACUGUCUCCGUGCUCUGAUUGGCUUUCGAAGCGAGGAGCUGAGAUGUGAUUGGCUGGUGGAUCGUAAUAAGAGAAUAGUGCUGAAUAAAGAGGUACAAAUAAAUAUAUAUACAGGAUAUUAGAAUGCUAAAUAAUUUACAGGCUCAGAAGGAAUCUGACAUUUUUUUUCACAUAUUCUGUGCUGAUUUUGGGAGAAAAUUCAGAUUCAGUAACUCAAAAUAUUUAAGAAAGGAAAAUCGAGAGUGGAUGUGUACUCGAAAGACGUUUAUUGUUUAGAUAUCUGCAAAGCUUUCUGCACAUUUUCUGUGUGGGCCUGUCAAUUUCUAAGAACUGAUAUAAACAAAAAAAAGAAGGUUCACCAAUUUUAGAAAUUAAAAAAACAUGAGAGAUGAGAGAAUGCCAGGGUCUUAAUUAGACUGGUCACUCACAUUUAAAAGAGUAUUUUUAAUGUUAUUUAUUUUGUUAAACUGUGAUUCGUUUUUUCUUGUACAUAUAUUAAAGACGAUCUGCAAAAGAUGCGACAUACUGAGCGAGCUCUUAGUCCUGAGUGCUCAAUAGAGCUGUAUCUGUCUCUCACUGUAUGUUUGCAUGUGUUUGUGUGAAGUUGUAUGGUGUGAGUUUCUCCGGCACCUCCUGUAGGUAGUUUAAGGUACUGCCAUCGAGCGUAUUACACGGACCGCUUUCUCUCAGUCUCAGUCUGUUUCACUUGAGCUCUCAAAGCUGUUUCUCAGUGUUCUUGCCUUUUCUUCAUACUAAAAGACAAAAGCGGCCAAAUCACGCGAUCUUAAAGUCAACACGAAAUAUUUUCAUGCAAAUUUCAUCAGUUCAGGUUAUUCCAAAGAAAUGCUCGUCUUUGUAAUGUUUCAUCUAAAUGUAAUACCUGGCUCCGCCUCUUUAAUGUCCCUUCUGUUCGCUGUUGGUAAAUGUUAACCUAUAGCUAACCUAUAAAGAUAACCUAUAAAGUAAUGCUGAUAUUUAAAAAUACGCCACGUAACUUAGUAAUUAAACAAUGGAUAAUGUUAGUGUAACAAGGUGUACGGCAAUGAUAGCAAACAGCGAUAGAUUUAAAGGAACAGUUCAUCCAAAAAAGUGGAAAUUCUGUCAUUUACUCACCUUCAAGUUGUUCCAAAUCUGUAUAAAUGUCUUUGUUCUGUUGAACACAAAAUGAGAUAUUUUGAAGAAUGUAGGAAAGCAAACAAUUCUGGGGCACUUUUGACUUCCAUUGAAAUUGUUCCUACUGUGGUAGUCAAUGAUGGCCAAGAACUGUUUGGUUACAAGCAUUGGAAAAAACAGGUUUGGAACAACUCGAGGGGGAGUAAAUGAUGACAGAAUUUUUAUUUUUGGGUGAAGUGUCGCUUUAAAGAAUUAGAGCCUUCUUAAAAAUGACAUGAUUCAGUGCGGGUAGUUUUCACGAGCCAAUCAAUUCCCGAUUGAGAAAAUCAUGUCACGGCCCACAUUUUAUUUCUGUUUUUCAAGAACAUGUCGCAUUACAGCUAAAACAGUUUGCGAACAAUGUUUUGUUUUGACUGUUUUGGGUAGAAUCACAAAAUCAGAGAAUUUCACUUAGACAAAUCUCAAAGCAGAGCGCUCACUCCUGUAACAAACAUUGAUUCACAAACACACAUGUUCAAGACUUUAUAAAAAGUAAAUCAUUUUUCAUGACUGUUCUCGGAAACAGAAUCUGAGUUUAAGUCAAGGGGCAUCACAGCACCGUCACAGGUUUAUACAUCUAUGGUAGUGAUCUGUAACUACAGAAUUAAAUUAAAAUGUGCAAGACAUUAAAAUACACAAUCAUUUCAACAAUAUUUAUCCCAGUGUCUUUAACAAGACCAAAUCAGUUGUUCACACUCAAAGCAAAAAUGAUACACAACACAAUGACCACUGUUACAAAGAAUCAAAGAGCUGCUGUAAAACAAAGAUUAAACAGUAUAAAAAAGAAUUGUGUUGGAAUUAUUUAAAAUGAUAAAAAGUGUAAUGCUCAGAUAAAGUAAUUUCAGUGUUACAGUAACUUUAACAUAAUACAUCAUGUAUAGAAUAUACUGAGGGAUAUCAGAUGAUUGGACUGAUGUUAACAUCGUGAGAUCUGCUUGAAUGUUUGUAUUUUUAAGCAUUUCAUAAUGUGAAUCUGAAAUCAAUCGGUUCUGUGCCAGUGGGUCCACAAUUAUCAAUCUUAAGAGUUAAGCCAUGUUCAUACCAAGAAAAAUAACUACAACCACACCAAUGGCUGAUAAUAAAGCUUGUGCGCUGCAGUUUGAUCCAUUUAAAUAGAUUUUGAUUGUUUGUCAGUGGGGUUUUUUUAGCUGGAAAAAUCACUCUGCAAUUGAUCACAUCGGUAAUGUUCAUCUGUAUCUUUAAAGUUAUAGCUGUGGUGCUAUUUUAAUCAUUUGUUUUAGUUAUAACCAUCAUUUUGGGUGUGAAAGGGCCUUCAGUCUUUUCUCAGCACUGAUCAGAAUAUUGAUUUGUGAGUAUAUGUGUGUGUUGAAUCGCAUGUCCACGUCCACUGGAGGUUUUUAUUUUUCCUUAGCCUUGAUCAUUAGUGGUGGUUUGACCAGUCCAAACUGAUCUGAGACCAGUACUUGAGACAAUUCUCAAACAGCGUCACGACUGUCAUUUCACAUUGAAAUAGAUAAAAUCAUCCACGCCUGUAAGCCCUGGUACUUUCAGGAUUCGCUUCUUUGUAAAUAUAUUCUUACAGUAAGAUAUACAAACUAUAUUCAAUCAAGCAAGUUUUAAAGACAGAAUUUACCAACAGUGAGAAUUUAUACGAUUUAGGUAUUUGGCAAUGUUGUCAAACACAAUGUAGAGGAACUUCAUGUACUGUAGUACCAAAAAUAACGGAUGCCUUUAUUUUUUCUUUUGGAUUCAGUAGUUGCGCAUGAAGAUGUACAUUUUUGAAUGAUUUGUGUAAUAUACAUGUAUAUUUGAAUAUAUAUGUACAUUAACAUAUAUUUAGUAUUGCUCUUAUUGUCCAACAUGAUGUGACCAGUCUAACUUAAGCCAGAUGGAUUUCUGAGUGUGAGUGUGUGUGUAUGUUUGUGUGAUUAAAUGUGAACUUUCAUACAAGACAAUGGGAGAGAGAAAUCCGUUUCACUGGGGCCUUGUGCCGUUCCAGAAAUUAUUUCCGGGUUGAGGUGGGAAAUAUCCUAAAUCCGAGGUGUCUCGAAUGCAGCAGUAGUCACAUGGUUACGGAGUCAUGUUCCUUCACAUUUCCAACCUGAACAUGAAAGGCUUCUGAUUCCUUUGCAAAUCGCUGUCAGUGCGGACGCAUCACAUCAUAUGACACAACAAAUCUGAACACUUCAGUUGUAAGCAACAAAACCGUAUACGCUGCGAGCACACAAAGUCGAUACGUUAACAAAAUCGCUUGCAGUGUAAAUGACUUUGUUGUGGCGUUUUAACAUGUUACAUCAUUAUCUUGCGAUAUACACCGUGUUCCCGUUACAGCAUAUUCAUCCCGUCUUUCAAGUGAACAAGGCUGCACAGGGCAGAUGGGACUUUUACAAACAUGUAACGGAUUGGAGAGACUCUGACCUAGAGCUGCUCAUGUUUACAUUGAUUUCUUUAAGGUGCCAAAUGAAUCUACAGUAGCCUUCUGAAAGUCUCAAAACAACUAAAGGACAGUUGUGCAAGCGUGUGAAUGCAAGAUGAGUCUGUGUCAAUGACUGACAAUGACAAUGUUUCCAUCAUCUGUAUUACGUGUUUAUUCUGCAUCGCACCACACCACCAAAUUGUCACAAUUUCAUAUUUUUAAGAAAUUACUUUUUUGUUUUAACAACUGUGCAUAUCACAUGCCAGCCUCAAGUUCACACACUGUAAACUCACAUUUAUUUACAUUCUCUCCGGUUGCUCUGUGAGAUUCUCUCGUAGUAUCAUAAUACAGCACAGCGCCAUUAUACAGCAAACUCGUGGACUUCUAAGUACACUUAUUUAUUGACAUUAGCAUUAUAUUUUGUAUUAAAAUAAACCGAGUUAUGUUUUAAAAAGCAUGUUUGCUGGGCCGUUUGUUUGUUUGUGGCCAUUACUGCGUAACCUCUCCUCGACUCUUGGGUGCCAAUGGCAGGGCGCCCUCUUCAGGUUGUGGUUGGGAUGGACUUGCGGUCCCUUAUUAACAAACCAGGCCAGCUCAUUACCAGUAUUCAAAUAAAUAUUUUAAAAAGAAGAUAUGAUUAUAAUAAUAAAGACAAUUGUGCUAUUAUUCAUUCGCAGCUUUCCAAGAGAUUUACUGUGACCUCCAAAAAGGACUUUGAUACUAUGCCAGCACUUCACAUAUAAAUGUGCUUUGAAGAGUGGCAUAAAAGACAUCAACCCAGGGUCACAAAUGUUACUGACAUGGGAUUCUUUAGGGAUAGUUCACCCAAAAAUUUAAAUUCUGUCAACAAGUGUGGAACCCAUUGACUUGCAUUGGUUUUGUGCCCGUACAGUAGAAGUGAAUGGGUUGGGUACCACCGUUGUUUGGUUACCAACAUUCAUUAAAAUAUCUUCUUUUGUGUUCUGCAGAAGAAAGUCAUACAGUUUUGAAAUGAUGCCAAGUAUGAAUAGCCUAAGAUGGUAAUAUGAUCAACUGUCUCUUUAAAUAGCAUUUACUCUAAGCUUGACUCCCUUCUCCACAUCUGGUUUUGGUUUUAGGAAGUUGUCAAAUGCUUUUGGUAUAUUUUCGGUUGCUUAAUACUAUUGCGUUUUAAAUACAAAAGUGUGAUUCUUUUUUGGCUCCUUAAAGGGAUAGUUCACCUGAAAAUGAAAAUUCUGUCAUCAUUUUGUCACCAACAUGUCAUUCAAAACCUGAAUAUGAGUGCAGAAUACAAAAGAAGAUAUUUUGAAGAAUGUCAGUAUCAAUACAACAUAGGACUCCAUUAACUUCCAUUGGAUGGACACAAAAAUUAUGAUUUUUUAUUUUUGGGGUAGACUAUCUCUUUAAUUUCACAUUAAGUCAUGAAUGUCACAUUGGUUAAGAGCUUACCAUGUCUUAUUAAGUAUUGAGUUGAUAAACUUUCAACAGCCGGUCUAACCCUGACUUUAUACCCAAGCCGAUGUGACUGUCGAGGGCUUUAACGCCGGAUGAGUUUAAAACUCUUUCUCAGGCUUUAUCAUUCUCAUUGGCAGCACGCAUGGAAAUAUGAUCAUAUUGCCAAAACAAACAUGGGUACCCUAUACCCGCUGCCUUUCCUGUGUAGGUGACCGCUGACUGAAAUGACUGAAUGUAACUGCAUGUAUCAGCAUCUGAUGACUACCAUUUAAACAUCUGUGUGUUGCAUAAACUUCAAAUGUAUGACUAAAAAAAAAAAGGCUAAAACUGCGAGAAGGAAAUACCGAUACAGAAAGACAUUUCAUUCCUCCCCCUUCAAGUUCCACAAACAUUCCUUCAGUCAAACAUGAGGCUCAGUUAACAUUGACAUUCCAAGUUGGUGGUAGAUGUUCGCAGCGAUAAGAGAUGAACAGAGAUUAUUAACUUAUGGAAACAGGAAUAUCGCAAUAAAAGGGAUCAGUUACAUCAUAAAUGAGGAAAAAAGACCCUUUACUAGACCAAUAAACAUGAGAAACUUCUCAUAAGAUGUUCGCAUAAUAUGUGACAGUUGCUAGAAAGCGACUCCUAGGGCUUGCUCUUUAAAACUUUGCGUAGACUUCAUGCUUCUUAUAAAUCCUAACGAUUAGCAAAAUAUAAAAUAAGCAAGCAUUCUAAAAUUAUAAAUACAAAAUAAUUAACAUAGCUCACACUAUACAGUACACAGUACACUUGUAAUCCGCUGUCUUUUUGUCAUAGCUCUGUACACAAGACCUAUAUGGUCAAACGGCUGUUGCAAGCAACCGCAAUAAAAGUUAAAUUGACAAUUUUUCAUCAUUUAUAUCUUGCAGUUUCAAACCUGUAUGUUUUUCUUUCUUCUGCAGAACACAAAAGCAGGUAUUUUGAAGAAUGUUGGUAACCAAACAACAUUGACCCCCAAAGAGUACCUCAGAGAUGACGUAGGCUAACCCGGAAGUUAGCGCUGCGCUGG
This is a messenger RNA of Triplophysa rosa, 7744 nucleotides long. RefSeq names its product regulator of G protein signaling 19 (gene rgs19). NCBI's taxonomy places the organism in Eukaryota, Metazoa, Chordata, Actinopteri, Cypriniformes, Nemacheilidae. The transcript is spliced from 6 exons. The coding region runs from base 610 to 1272 and encodes 220 amino acids. The record is from RefSeq and is a predicted model, not a curated record.